GUGCGCGCUGUUGGCCGCGGGGGUGCGCCUCUUGUCCCGGCAUUACGGUAGGAGGGCCAGGGCGCGCCUCUUCCACCUGCCAGCGGCCUUUAAAGUUGCAGCGGGCCGGGACACCCGAUGACUCGGGUCGCGGUGCCGGGGCCGGCAGCCGACAGCGCGCAUCGCGGUCCCGGUCCCGGUCCCGGUCCCGCAGCGGGGUCGGGGCGCUCCCGCCGCCUGUCUCCUGGGGAGCUGCUCGCCCUCGCUCCCGCUCUAUAGUUUUUGUCUCCCCCCACCCGGUGUCAGGGGGGCGGUGUGCCGGGAACCCCCAUGUCCGCCGCGGGCCACCCGGGCGCCGGCCGCGGCGCUGCCGCGGGUCACCGCUCCUCCGCGCCCCUGCAGCGGCCGGGCGGACGCGGGUAGCGCCGGAGCCGCCCCGCCGCGGGCCCCUCCGAGGCCGGCAGUCAUGGAGCCCGGCGCCCCCCCCGACCUCCGCGACGUGGAGCAGAAGCUGGGCCGCAAAGUGCCCGAGAGCCUGGCGCGGCCGCUGCGCGGGGAGGAGCACCCGGGCCGCGCCGCCGCCACCGCCAACACCGCCACCGCCACCACCACCGAGCCCGCCCGCGGCCCCGCUGCGGCCCCUGGCCCCCGCCGCCGCCGCGCCGCCGCCCUCGCACGUCUGGAGACGAAACUUCACCUCCUGCGGCAGGAGAUGCAGCUCUUUCCACAGUUCUUGACACAUAACUUGCUUGGUCAAACUCCAUACUAUUUUCUUGUUGGGAUGAGGAUUUCGCUGGCAGCUUGUGGAGGUGGCUUUAUGCAACUGUCUUGGAACUCUGCCACUCAGAGCGAACAAAGCAAUCUCAUCCUAUGUAAACAAGUACAAUGCUAUACCAUUGUGCCUGUCCUGGCGCAACCUCACGUUAAUCUCCGAGCCACUGAUGUCAAGCUUAUGCGCCAGCUACUUAUCAUCAAUGAAAGUAUUGAAUCAAUCAAAUGGAUGAUUGAAGAGAAGGCCAUUGCCAGCAGAGGUAGCAGUUUGAGUGGCAGCCUGUGCAGCUUAUUGGAAAGUCAGGACACAUCCCUCCAUGGCAGCUGUAACAGUUUACAAGACUGUAGUGAUGGACUGGAUGGAAUAUCAGUGGGGAGUUAUUUGGACACUUUAGUUGAUGAUGUCCCUGGUCGCCAAACGCCUUCUGAUAUGGACCAGUUCAGUGAUUCUUCUAUUAUGGAGGACUCACAGUCUCUGCAUAAACAUUCCAAAAUUGAUUCUGAUGAGUACUACUGUUUUGGUUAAUAAAAGCAAGUUUCAAUGGGACAUAUAUGCACUUGUAUUUAUCCUUUUUCUUUGCUGCUAUUUUAUUUCAUGUGCAAAACCCCAAAUUUCUGUUGGAAGGAAAUCAUGUUACAAUAUUUUGAUUCCACUUCAGAACUUUUCUGUUGCUUCUAACACAUUUCCUCCUUGGUGGGUUAUCUGCUUCUGUCCUGCUCAACUUUUCUUUCUCUUAAUUUAUUAUUGCAUUUUGUUUUUGUUUUUGUUUUACAGUGCUGUAUUUACAGAUCUUCCAAAGUGGUGAAGGAAAAGCUUUAUCUUUAAAAUGAGACAUCAGGGGAUAAGAGCAUCAAUUUUGUACUUGUAGGCAAUAAAAUACCUUCUGAUAAAUGUAUGUUGUGGUAAAUUUUCUUGACUACUGGGUUUGGCUUUUCCGAAGAAGCUGUUCUUACUGAGCCUUAAAUCUGAAUCUUGAAAAUACCUCUACAAAAUAAUUUUGUUUUAUAAGCAAUGAUAUUGGAUCCAGUUAAGCUGCCUUCACUUGGAGUUUAAAAUAUCCUAAACAAUAUGGGAGGGGGGGGGGCGGGGGGGAAGAGGGGAAUCCAUUCUUUCUGAAUUUUCUCAUGAUUCUUGUCUAGUUACAAUUUUAAAUUCCUGGCUUCAUUAAUGUCUUGAAGUGCAUUCCGAUACUGGAAGCUCUGCAUGAGAGAAUAUUUAAUUUUUGUGCUUUGCACCUUCCAUUUUUAUUGAACCUGAUGUUUUGUUGGCACAUCGUAUAUGUGUAAAAAGAGUGAAGGAGGCACCCCACGUUCAGAAUACCUAAUUCUGAUUGUUUGGAUACUGAGCCAACAAUACUCAACAGAAUUAUUUUUAAAAUAGUAUUUUUUAAAAUUAAGUAAUUUUUUUAAAAUGAUGGUUUUUUACCUUGAAAUUUUGAGGGAUCUAGUAAAACAUUUUACAAGAGGCAUCCUGCUAAAAGGCAAGUCCUGUUCUGUUUUUUUAUGCACACUCCCACCCCUAACAGGUUUACUUUGUUUUUGCAAACUAUUAUUAAUAAGAAGUGUUUCCCACUGGUUUUUUUGUUUCCUGUUUCACAAAUAAGAGUUUCUUCUAACCUUUUUGUGCCUACUGUUAUCUACUGUUAUGGUUGAGAGCUACAGUUAGUCUUUUACAUUGAAAAGGUCUGAGAAGAGAAACAGGAGCAAACUUCAGUGUAGAAAGUUCCUAGCUUUGAGACUCCCCUGGAACAUGAUUUUGUGUAGAUUAGGGAGCAAAUUUUUGUUUUAAUUGGUUUAGAAUCAUGAUGAAAGAAGAUUGUGUCCACAUACAGUAAAGGAAAAAUAAGAAAAAAUACAUAAUUUAACUGGGCUGUCAUGAAGAGAUUAAUGAAUUUGUAUUUCCAGCUUAUAUACAGUGAAAUAGGUGCUGAUACUUACACAUUAUCUGGAAGAGUCUUUUCAUGUCUGUCUGUAUUCCUACUGCCAUAAAGUAUGAAAAUUAUGGUAUAAACUAAUGUUUGCAAGGCUGCCUGUUUAAAAUAUGUUUUGCACAAUCUGAAGCAGUAAAGUCAAUACAUGUUUCAGUCAAAGGAUGUUGUCUGUGUUGAUUUUGAGAAACAGUAGUUUUCCAGAAAGGUUCUGCUCUUCCAAGUCAUGAUUCCAUGGAUGUGUUUUGUCCAGGCUUUAUCAAGAGCAAAUGUGGAGAAAAGGUAAAAAGUCAAGAAAUUGAAAGUGAUAAUUUGUGCUUUGGGGGUACCUCAAUUUUUUUCUCAAUACAAUAGGUGUUUAUGUCCAUCAAAAUUGAAAAGCAACAUAUGUAUUUUUUACUUCAGACAUUAUGAUUUGUUGAAAUACAGUGAAGAAAUUUGUGGUUAUCAAGAAUGAGGCUUCUCAGUGAGAGAGAGGCAACUGAUCAAACAGGGUUUUGCGGGUACCUCAGAAGUAAGCUUCUGAGAUCAACCAGGGUAUUACAGAUAGCUUGAAGAAAAACAGAUAAGCCCUGAAAUGACAAUGCUAUGUGGGCUUAAUUUUUGAAGUGUGGGGUUUAUUCAUUCAUUCAUUUUUAUUCAUUCCCUAAAUUAUGAUGGCUGGACAUAGUUUGGAAAAA
Molecule: messenger RNA, 3358 nt
Organism: Oxyura jamaicensis (ruddy duck)
Lineage: Eukaryota; Metazoa; Chordata; Aves; Anseriformes; Anatidae
Gene: LURAP1L
Product: leucine rich adaptor protein 1 like
Exons: 3
Coding region: 446-1276 (276 amino acids)
Biological process (GO): positive regulation of canonical NF-kappaB signal transduction
Source: RefSeq, a predicted model, not a curated record